CCGUUCGGCCGUCCGAUGGCCGAUCGCGUCCCUCUUCUGAACCAUGACGACGAGGAGCCACCCGCCGGCCGGCGCAGCCCGCGCGUCGCUUCGCUCGACGUGUUCCGCGGUCUCAGCGUUUUCCUAAUGAUGCUCGUUGACUAUGGUGGAUCGAUUUUCCCGAUCGUUGCUCAUUCUCCGUGGAACGGCCUUCACUUGGCCGACUUUGUGAUGCCUUUCUUCCUUUUCAUUGUCGGAGUGUCUCUUGCUCUUGUCUAUAAGAAAGUAACGAACCGGGUAGAAGCUACAUGGAAGGCAGUUGCGAGAGUGUUGAAACUUUUUCUUCUUGGCGUUCUUCUUCAAGGUGGUUAUUUGCACGGGAUAUCUUCUUUAACAUACGGAGUCGACAUUGAAAGAAUACGGUGGUUUGGGAUUUUGCAGAGAAUCGCCAUUGGCUACAUUGUCACGGCUCUAUGCGAGAUUUGGCUUUCACAAAGGACGUCGCGACAAUGGCAUUUUGUUCAGAGUUAUUAUUGGCAUUGGUCUCUUGCAAUUUUUCUGUCAGUAAUAUACGUGGCUCUAUCCUAUGGUCUAUAUGUUCCUGAUUGGCAGUUUGAGGUGACAUCCUCAUCGGGUAGCACUUUUUACUCGGUUAAAUGUUCAGUGAGAGGUGAUCUUGGCCCUGCUUGCAAUGCAGCUGGAAUGAUUGACCGAUAUGUUAUUGGCAAUAAUCACCUUUAUGCAAAACCUGUUUACCGGAAUUUGAAGGACUGUAACAUGUCUACCAGUGGCCAAGUUUCUGAUAACUCACCAUCAUGGUGCCAUGCUUCUUUUGACCCUGAAGGUAUUCUAAGCUCCCUAACAGCUGCCGUAACUUGCAUUAUUGGACUCCAAUAUGGUCAUGUCCUAGCAAACCUACAGGAUUCUAAAAGGAGAUUAGACAACUGGUUCCUGUUUUCAGCUUCGUUGUCUGUCCCAGGGAUUUUCCUUGCUUUAGUAGGUGUUGCGGUGAACAAAUCACUGUAUACGGUCAGCUACAUGUUGAUUACUUCUUCAGCUGCGGGAGUCACAUUUUGUGCUUUGUAUCUGCUGGUGGAUGUUUAUGGUUACAGGCAGUUGACUUCUUUGUUAGAGUGGAUGGGAAAGCAUUCUCUGAGCAUCUUUAUUCUUGUAACUUCAAAUGUUGCAGUUAUAGCCCUUCAGGGAUUCUAUUGGAAGGUCCCUGAGAAUAACAUUAUUCACUGGAUUGUGACGCUUGUAGUGCGUUCGAAGAAGAUGACGAAGGAAGUGAGCGAGGAAGCACAGACCCACCACCAUGGCAAAGACUACGUCGACCCCCCGCCGGCUCCUCUCCUCGACAUGGGCGAGCUCAAGCUCUGGUCCUUCUACAGGGCCCUCAUUGCGGAGUUCAUCGCCACCCUCCUCUUCCUCUACGUCACCGUCGCCACCGUCAUCGGCCACAAGAAGCAGACCGGGCCGUGCGACGGCGUCGGCCUCCUCGGCAUCGCCUGGGCCUUCGGUGGCAUGAUCUUCAUCCUCGUUUACUGCACUGCUGGCAUAUCCGGUGGACACAUCAACCCGGCUGUGACAUUCGGACUAUUUUUGGCAAGGAAGGUGAGCUUGAUCAGGGCACUGUCGUACAUGAUCGCUCAGUGCUUGGGCGCGAUCUGUGGUGUGGGGUUGGUGAAGGCAUUCAUGAAGCCCUUCUACAACUCGCUCGGAGGUGGUGCCAACUCGGUGGCUACGGGCUACAGCACGGGCACGGCUCUGGGUGCUGAGAUCAUCGGCACUUUCGUGCUGGUUUACACCGUGUUCUCGGCCACUGACCCAAAGAGGAGCGCUCGUGACUCUCAUGUGCCGGUUUUGGCUCCAUUGCCAAUUGGUUUUGCGGUGUUCAUGGUUCACUUGGCCACCAUCCCCAUCACUGGCACUGGCAUCAACCCGGCUAGGAGCUUUGGUGCUGCAGUUAUCUACAACAACGGCAAAGUGUGGGAUGACCAAUGGAUCUUCUGGGUUGGACCAUUUGUGGGGGCACUCGCAGCAGCAGCAUACCACCAAUACAUCCUCAGAGCAGCUGCCAUCAAGGCCCUCGGAUCCUUCCGCAGCAACCCAACCAACUAAGAUCUUUGCGAUUUUCCCCUUUUUUAUUUCAUUUGUUUGUUUGUGUGAAUGAGAGAGGAGUAUUAUGAUGAAUGGAUGGAUGGAGAUGGAUGGUGAUGAUGGACCCUAUCUUAAUUUAUUGAUGCUUCGGUAUCUAAGGGUGGGUAGAGUUUGGACCUUGUAUCAUUAUUAUUGCUGUUAUUAUGGUUCAUGAUUAGUGGUGGAAUUGUUUCCUUUAUCU
This is a messenger RNA of Eucalyptus grandis, 2320 nucleotides long. Its product is annotated as heparan-alpha-glucosaminide N-acetyltransferase. Gene Ontology annotation, molecular function: channel activity. The transcript is spliced from 17 exons. Gene Ontology annotation, biological process: transmembrane transport. Bases 16 to 2100 code for a protein of 694 amino acids. The record is from RefSeq and is a predicted model, not a curated record. NCBI's taxonomy places the organism in Eukaryota, Viridiplantae, Streptophyta, Magnoliopsida, Myrtales, Myrtaceae. Gene Ontology annotation, cellular component: membrane.